AUGCGGAGAAGAGAUCACCAAGGCAGAGAGUCAGCACUCAAAUCUAUGAUAAACGACGAUGUCGACUAUGAUUAUGUAAUUGAAAAAUUAGCAUCAUAUUUUGAUGUUAAAUCAGUUAACAUCAAACUUCAAUUGGAGGUUUAUGCUAAAAAAGAAGCAAAAGAAGCCGGAAAAGAAGACGAAAAGAAAGAAGUGAUUGGAGAAGAAAAUGAGUGA
Molecule: messenger RNA, 216 nt
Organism: Caenorhabditis angaria
Lineage: Eukaryota; Metazoa; Nematoda; Chromadorea; Rhabditida; Rhabditidae
Source: the annotation of a GenBank genome assembly